Microthlaspi erraticum is the source of this 1032-nucleotide messenger RNA. The record is from the annotation of a GenBank genome assembly. Lineage: Eukaryota; Viridiplantae; Streptophyta; Magnoliopsida; Brassicales; Brassicaceae.
AUGUUAAGCUUUAAGGCGGUCGUGCUCCGGCGGAAACGAGGUUUAUCAGGUUUCAGUCGCUUUUGCUCACUUGGAUUUUUUCUUCGCCAAAGCUCAAGCAAGCUUAUCGAAGAUAAAUUUUGGGAGAAGAUGACGAGGCCGUAUGGGAUCAAAGUGAACAAGAGGAAGGAGAGAGCAGAGAGGUACGAUGAAGAGGAAGACGAGGAAGAGGAACAAAGAAAGCUUGAGCAAAAGCAAAAAGCAGAAGAGAGUGCGAAGAAGAAGGCGAAAAAAGAAAGCACCUCAAAAGCAAAAGCAGAGGAGGAAGAAGAUGAAGAGAGUGAGGAAGAAUCAGAUGAUGAUGAUGAUGAUAAUGAUGUUGGGAUACCUAUUUCCCUCGCUGAUCCUAAACCGUCAAAGGAAAAGCCCGGCGUCAUUUUCGUUCUUGAGAAGGCCUCUCUUGAAGUUGCCAAAGUUGGAAAGACUUACCAUCUACUAAACUCUGAAGAUCACGCGAAUUUCUUGAAAAGAAAUGGCAGAGAGCCUAAUAAUUUCCGGCCAGACAUCACUCACCAGGCUCUUCUAAUGAUUUUGGAUAGUCCGGUUAAGCAAGCUGGGAGGUUAAAGGCUGUCUAUGUUAGGACAGAGCUAGGUGUGCUCAUUGAAGUUAAGCCACAUGUUCGUAUACCAAGAACUUACAAGCGUUUUGCUGGACUCAUGUGUCAAUUGCUACAAAAUCUGAGCAUUACUGCAAAGGAUAGCCGUGAGAAACUCUUGCGUGUGAUCAAGAACCCUGUUACAAAAUAUCUUCCUGUUGGCUCCAGAAAAAUUGGCUUCUCUCGUAGCUCUGAUAAGCUCAUCGAUAUGCAGAAGCACAUAGCUACUCACUGUAAUGAAUCAGACACUGUUUUUGUGCUCGGUGCCAUGUCUCAUGGGAAGAUAGAGUGCGACUAUAUCGAAGAUUUUGUGGCUGUUUCAGGGUAUCCUUUGAGCGCAGCCUACUGUGUGGCAAGAAUCUGCGAGGCCUUAUCAUCAAAUUGGAGUAUAAAAUAA